AUGUCCUCUGUCAUAUUGGACAGUGAAGCUUCGUUCCGUGAGAGAUGCAGUAAAAUAGGCCUCAGCAACGAUCUUCUCGGUAAGUUGAUUGAAGCCGGCUACAACACAUUUGGAAAGCUCGCUUUCGCCGCUUCUUCCACACCGCAGGGUUUGACAGACGAAGCUGUCGAUUCAUGGCUAGCCACUGUGGUCACCCCGUCUCCUGGUUCCUUUCAGGUUUCGGUGAUCCGUAGGUUGCUUUUUGAAUCGCAAUCACUCAAUGUGGCGGAUCUCAAAUCUAGGGUCGAAGGCACGCCGGAAGGUUCCGUGCGUCGCCUGCCCCAGGCCGAGAGAAAGGAGCGCAUCGAGGCGCAGCAUCGUAGGCUGUCGGGUCUCAUUCUGACUUCGCAUACCACUCCUGCGCACAGCUGUAUCGACCUUGUUACUGACAUGUACGAGAAUAACACACUCAAGUACAUUCCGAUUAACAGAUGGAUAUCCCGCUUCCAAGAAAUGUCUCUUCAGAAGAAGGAUUCUGCCGUUCAGAUGGACAACGAGGGCAACUUGAAGGUCGUCCAGAAAAAGCCGGAGCCUACGUGCGACACCACUGGCAUGUACCCUCUCCGGCAGGCCUUCCAGAGACGGUCGUUAGCAUUUGAUCUAGGUCACUUGUGCAGUUUUGAAGCAAUGGAAACAUGGAUCAACCAACUCUUCGAGGCAGUUCAGCGUACCGUGCCAAAGGGAUAUGUAGCAGUCAGCUUGGGACAAGUCGUUACGGCAGAUCGUGAGCUUUUUGUCCGGUUGGCCGACAAGCUUGAAGGACAAUUGCAGAAACCCAUAGGUGUGGAGAAACCCAUGGAUGCAGCUUUGCGUGACCUCUCGGGUAGCCAGGAGAUAAAUCAAUUUCUCCAGCCGAUGGUAGCUCCUCCUCCUGCACCACAUCCCACGAAGCGCCCUUUCAAGGAGAUUGCCACGCCUAACAAAGGCGACGGAAAGGGCAAGACAUCCACCAAGGGCGGCGAGAAAGGCGGUGGCAAGGCACCUCGUGUAACCAUUCCGGAUGGCUGUGUCCUCGCGCAGGCCAUUUUGGCCAGAGGGUCAGAGAUUACUAAGCAAGAUGUUGGUCAGAUUUUCGAUCUUUUGCCCAAGGAGAUCCCUUCUAGAGGAACCUCCUCGCAGCCUCCGAGCAGUUUCAGUUGUGGGGCCUACGCAAAGGGUGGAUUGCAGGGUCUUCGGAGUGAAUGUGCGCUGUUUCCAUCCUGCAUAAAGCUCCUCACUGCUUUUGUUCGCACCUUUUUGCCAGAGCAUUUCUUCACGACUAUCAGUUUGUUUCACAACACCAAAACCGAUUUGCAUGUCGAUUCUAGGAACCAUCGUACCCCCAACGGGGUCAUUGCCGUGACUUCUUUUCAAGGAGGUGGCAUCUGGAUUGCCGAUGGAUGCGGGCCUCACAAACGGACAAUCAAGGGUGACAUCGUGAAAGGCUCAAUCCUUAGCCUCGAGACCCCGAUCACUUUUGAUGCCUUCAAAUACCCUCACGAGACGGAAAGCUGGGUUGGCGAUAGAUUGGUUUGCGUGGCCUUCACUGAGCAGCCACCCGUGAAAUCAGACUCCUGGGUUUACGAGCUCUUCGCUGGCACUGCCCGCUUCAGCAAGGCCCCUAGACCUUUGCGAUCCGAUGAUUUCCCACUAGGCCUACCGUCACUGAAUGCAGCGUCUCAGCAGAGCCUUGCCGUGCGCAAGGACAAUGUACUGUAUCGCUUCGUUUACAAGCUUUUGCUACAUUGUUCUGCUUCAGGCAUCAAUGUCAGUGUCGAGAAUCCCCGGACUUCGCUUUUCUGGAAGGUUCUUCAGUGCUUUGCCGAGGCCGAGGGCUUGCUCUGGCCUCCGGCCGCCUUGGAGUACGUUGAUUUCGACCAGUGUUGUCAUGGUUCCGAUCGCCCGAAGUCCACUCGUUUCUUGUGCACUCGAGGCUUGUUCCACUCGCUUCGAGCUACUUGUCCAGGCAAUCACGAGCAUCGCCCGUGGGGCCUUGUGUUCCAUGAGCGUUCUAUGCAGUUGUCGUCUUCUUGCGUGUCGGCAUACCCCGUUCUGCUUUGCAAACGCAUGGCCUCCUGUCUGGAGAGCGCGGCUUUGUUCCUGGGUCUGUCUUUGCAGGCCUCUCCUGACCUGGCAGCCAACUCUGUUGCUGUUCUUGGUCGGCAGCACCGCCGAUUUCCCCCCUUGAUUCCUGAGUUUCGCAAGGUCACUUGGGAGCCGCCCUCUUUCCAGCCUGACGACUCUUGUCGCAUCCUUCUCUCUCAGAUUGCUGGGGAGGAUAGCGGGAGAGAGAAUGCAGCCGAGGACGCCGACAAGGAGGUGAACCCUCCUACAAAGCUCCCCAGAGUCGCAGAUAAGGUAGGGUGGUACUUGUCGAUGCAGGAUCACGUGGCAAAGGCCUUGACCUUAAAGCAUCCCGUCGACACUGCCGUAGCCCUUGAUCAGGAUCAGCUUGAUGCCAUCAGCUUCUGCAUGAAAAACACAGAGAAGGAGGUGGUAGAUCAUCGUAAGCUUCAACUCUUGAAGAUAAAGAUCCUCGCCAAAAAGUUUGAGGCCGACGAGGCUCGAUUGCAUUCUUCUUUCGACCCUUGGUUCGAGAAAGUUGUGGCGGGAAAGCGUCUUCUUCUGUGGAAACACCUUCUUGAGCAGAACAAUUUCGAUGACAUGCAAGUUUGCGAUUUCAUGAUGUCGGGCGUCCCGAUUGUCGGGCAGUCAGCCUGCCCUCAGCCUUUCAGCAGAAAGAUUGUGCCGGCUACCAUGACGGAGCAGGAUCUCAAGGGUACCGCUUCGUUUCGCCGGAAGGUCAUGACUGGAUCCAGUGGCAUGCAAGCAGCCGAUCUACAAGACUUGCUGUCGAAGGCUACGUUGGACGAAGUCGAUCUGGGCUUCCUGGAAGGCCCAUACACCGAGAGCCAAGUGUCUGCUUUCUUCCACUCUGACGAUUGGAACUGCAUACGAAGAUUCCUGAUCCUUCAAGGAGCCGAGAACAAACCUAGACCCAUAGAUGACGGGCAUGAGGCUUUGAUCAACAAUUGCUUCACGGCCACCAUAAAAUUGGAGCUCCAGAACUCUGACUUUGUGGCGGCUCUAGCGGCAAGGAUUGCCAUCGAAGAGGCUGAGAGAUCUCGCGCUACAGGCGAGCCCCCAAGGUCGUGGCUGGGCAAGUGCCUCGAUUUAUCGAAGGCGUACAAGCAGAUGCCAAUGAAGAAGGAGCACCGCUCUCUCGCUGUGAUCUACCACAAGGGCCCUGCAGGCGAGGAUCAAUUCUUCAUUGCAAAUUCGCUGCUCUUCGGACUCACUGCUUCGGUUUACGGGUUCGUGCGCACGAGCAGAAGCCUUCACAAACUGCUGCUUAAGAUUUUCAAGUUGCCCAGCUCAGUGUACUUUGAUGACUUUCCGAUGUUUUCGACAUCGCUUUCUUCCAGUGACACUGACGGCAUCAUCAGCGAAUUCUUGGACAUUCUGGGCUGGGGCCAUGCCAAGACAGGCAGCAAAUCACACCCCUUUGCGGAAGUUUUCUCCGUUUUGGGAAUGCAGGUCGACUUGAGCAACUUGUCGAAGAGAAGCAUCGUCCUAUCGAACAAACCUGGCAGGAUCGAUAGGAUCGUGGAGAAGCUUGAAUCCGUGACUGCUUCGGGUGUCCUUACGAUUCAUCAGGCUCAGAUUCUGCUGGGCUUGCUCAACUUCUCAUCGGGUUUCUUUGCCGGUCGUGCCCUCAAGCAAUCUUGCAAAUGGCUAUCUGGUUUUCUGGCUGGAGACAGGCCUUCGCCAAAGACCGUCAGCGAGAUGUGCAGGCACACGGUCAAGAUUCUUUUGAGCACGCCGCCCCGCUUCAUAAGCUGCGAUUCGACUGGAGAGCCUCCUAUCCUGAUAUGGACUGAUGGAGCUUGGGAGCCUGCCAAGGCCUUCGCCGGGAUCGGUGCAGUAAUUCUUGAUGCGAGCAGCGGCGUAUCUAGAGUUUUCCAAGGUCAGGUUCCAGAGCGCCUCGUGGUUCGCUGGCGUGAGGAGGUCGGGGAGCAAAUCAUCUGCGAGGUAGAGCUUUAUGCUCUCCUGAUGAUCAGGGCCGGCCUUCAGAAUUUUCUUUCAGGAAGACGAAUCAUUUUCUUCAUUGACAACGAUGCCGCCAGAUCUGUGGUGCUGCGCGGUCAAAGCAGAAGCGAAGCGAUGCAUCGCUUGGCCAUGGCUUUGUCCAUGGUCGAUGCCGUCGCCCCUUGCGUAUCGUGGAUAGAGAGAGUGCCAUCAUCUUCGAACAUCGCGGAUUGGCCCUCCAGGGGCGAAGGUUGGAAAGCUCAGAAGGUCGUUCGUGCAGUGAAGGUGGAGCCUUACUUCUUCGAUCAAUCUUUGAUUGAUGCUUACCUGCUCUGA
Molecule: messenger RNA, 4383 nt
Organism: Symbiodinium sp. CCMP2592
Lineage: Eukaryota; Dinophyceae; Suessiales; Symbiodiniaceae
Source: the annotation of a GenBank genome assembly